This is a messenger RNA of Amblyraja radiata (thorny skate), 1356 nucleotides long. RefSeq names its product lactate dehydrogenase Ba (gene ldhba). Gene Ontology annotation, cellular component: cytoplasm. Gene Ontology annotation, biological process: lactate metabolic process; pyruvate metabolic process. The record is from RefSeq and is a predicted model, not a curated record. Gene Ontology annotation, molecular function: L-lactate dehydrogenase (NAD+) activity. NCBI's taxonomy places the organism in Eukaryota, Metazoa, Chordata, Chondrichthyes, Rajiformes, Rajidae. The transcript is spliced from 8 exons. Bases 185 to 1186 code for a protein of 333 amino acids.
AACUGAAGGCAAGGUCGUGAGCCGGACGGAUCAGUCGAGGAAUUGAAGGAGGCUCGGUUUCCUUUCAGCCAGUGUGACGUGCCCGGCCAAUCACAUCGAAACAAGGGCAAGCAAAAGUUCAUUUCAACAGCAAAGAAACAGAGCAGCAAGCGACAGAGAGUCAGACAAGAAGUCAUAGGAAACCAUGGCAACUGUGGAGAAGCUGAUCGCUCACGUCUCUCAAGCUCAAGGUGAAGCUUCGAGGAAUAAGGUCACCAUUGUGGGUGUAGGCCAGGUUGGCAUGGCUUGUGCUGUCAGUAUUCUCUUGAGGGAACUUCCGGAUGAGAUGGCAUUGGUGGAUGUUCUGGAAGACAAACUGAAAGGAGAAAUGAUGGAUCUUCUUCAUGGCAGUCUGUUCCUUAAGACUCCAAAGAUCGUGGCUAACAAAGACUACUCCAUCACUGCAAACUCGCGGGUGGUGGUCGUCACUGCCGGGGCACGCCAGCAGGAGGGAGAGAGCCGCCUUAACCUCGUCCAGAGGAACGUCAACAUCUUCAAGUUCAUCAUCCCCCAGAUCGUAAAAUUCAGCCCCAACUGCACCAUCAUCGUGGUCUCCAAUCCAGUGGAUAUUUUGACCUACGUCACUUGGAAAAUCAGUGGUUUCCCGAAGAAUCGAGUCAUUGGCAGCGGCUGUAAUUUGGACUCUGCCCGAUUCCGGUACCUGAUGGCGGAGAAGCUUGGCAUACAUCCCACCAGCUGCCACGGCUGGGUGCUCGGGGAACAUGGCGAUUCCAGCGUUCCUGUUUGGAGUGGCGUCAACGUGGCGGGAGUUGGACUCCAGCAGCUGAAUCCAGAUAUCGGAACUGCUCAGGACAAGGAAAACUGGAAAGACGUCCAUAAGAUGGUCGUGGAAAGUGCCUACGAAGUGAUUAAGCUGAAGGGAUACACCAACUGGGCCAUAGGGCUCAGUGUUGCUGAACUGACUGAGUCCAUUGUGAAGAAUCUGAAGAGGAUUCACCCAGUAUCCACCAUGGUGAAGGGCUUGUACGGUAUUCAAAAUGAGGUCUUCCUGAGUCUGCCCUGUGUCCUGAGUGCCGAAGGAUUGACUGCCGUCAUCAACCAAACCCUGAAGGAAGAGGAGGUGGCCCAGCUGAGGAAGAGUGCGGAGACUCUCUGGGCCAUUCAGAAGGAACUGAAGGAUCUGUAAUGAUAAGCUAACUGUAAACCAACCAUAUAUAGAACAGUCCAUGCAUUCUCUUGCAUUGAGAGUGGUGAUGUCACCAUGUAUACCCAUGACUGAUACAUAUACUAAAUACAGCUGACCCCCCUAAUGAGGUUGUCACCUACGUACAAACAAUAAAAAUGUAUUCACCUCUG